ACAAAAUAAAGUGAGAUUUUUCUUUAGAACAGCACUGCUGUUUUUGUGAUGUGUCACACUGUGACUAAAUGCUGUGUCUGCAUCCAAUCUCUGCUGCUUUCCUCUCAGCUUUGAGCUCCCAGCAGCAGGUGCCACACCUUAUGAUGGCUUCAAAGAUGUCCUUCACCGUACAUGCCCAGAAUGACCAGUUAGUCACAGGGGACAGGCUCACAUCCAGUUCCUCCUCCUACCAGGUGUGGUCCUUCCUGAAGCAGGCGGCACCUUUGGCAGAGUUGUGAGGUGCAUGAGGAUGGACAACAUGAAGACAGUGGCCAUCAAACUGUUCACCAAUCCACUCAGUUACUUGAAGGCUGCUGGGAUAAUACAUACAGACCUCAAGCUGGAAAAUGUGGUCAGCCAUCAGCAGGAGCAAAGUAAUUGACUUCAGCCUGGCCUGUAACGUGUCAGCUGCCAUGCCCGGCUCAUAUAUAUUCAGACCCGUCCAUACAGGUCCCAGGGGUUAUUGGGAGACAUCCAUGUCUGUGGGCUGCAUGGCUGCGUUGAUGUACCUUGGAACUCGACUCUACCCUGGCAGGCAUGAAUAUGAUAUGAUGAGGUGCAUAGUGGAGACUCAGGGUCCUGGCUCCCGUGAGAUGCACAACUGAGAUACAUCGUCUAAUUAUCUGCUCUCAGGGUGUAACACAGCUGAGGUGCAUAACCAGAGGAUCACCGUCCCUACUUAAAGCGCUGGCAGACGCUUCCUCGUUGCCAGAUCAUUGAGGAUGAAGUGUACGUUUGAUGCGGCCACACUUGAUUCUGUUGAUGCUAGGCUGUGUUCCAGCCCCGUGGCAACUCCUUGGACCUGUCUCGUGUCUGCAAAGGUUUUGCUACGUUCCCACUGCUUUCACCUACCUGCCAGCUGUGGAAUGAGUAACCUUGAUGCUUUUUAAUCUGCCGGCCAGCUACAGCGCGAGAGCCCCAACGCUGUGUUUACCUGCUUGUCAUCUAUGGAGUGAGACUACCUGCUACGUUGAGCACUUACCUGAAUGGCUGCUCUCCUGUCUACUCACCUGCCCGUCAUGGUCCUCUGAUCCUCCUGGUUCCUGCCGAUCUCCUUUACAGCCACUACUCAGCCUCCACUGCUCAACCUGGUCAGGCAACAUCAACCCCAUUGACUUGGUUUUCCUCCACCUGCUUACACUCUGUAAUAAAGACUCUUUUCUAC
Messenger RNA from Monopterus albus (swamp eel), 1204 nucleotides. RefSeq names its product homeodomain-interacting protein kinase 1-like. NCBI's taxonomy places the organism in Eukaryota, Metazoa, Chordata, Actinopteri, Synbranchiformes, Synbranchidae. The transcript has 5 exons. The coding region runs from base 387 to 644 and encodes 85 amino acids. The record is from RefSeq and is a predicted model, not a curated record.